Molecule: messenger RNA, 2383 nt
Organism: Cicer arietinum (chickpea)
Lineage: Eukaryota; Viridiplantae; Streptophyta; Magnoliopsida; Fabales; Fabaceae
Product: ankyrin repeat-containing protein At2g01680-like
Cellular component (GO): plasma membrane
Molecular function (GO): protein binding
Source: RefSeq, a predicted model, not a curated record
AUCAUCUUUAUUUAUUUAUUAUUCUAUUCUCUCUCUCUAUAUUUCAUCUUCUUCUUCAACUUCAUUACUACAUAGUAAACAAAUUUCACCCUUUCAAUCUAGGAUAAUGAUAGAAGAGACUUUAACUUCAACCCAAAACUAAAACACUGAAAAACAGAAAAAAAAUAUCAUCUUUUUAUUUUUGUGAUGGAGUCGAAGACUCUGCGUUUCAUGACCCAUCAAUCAAUUUUUUCCAUGGUUGGAUCUGGAGACCUUGAUGGGUUAAAGAAGUUGGUGGAAGAGCUGAAGAAGGAGGAUAAUGAUAAUGGGUCGUCAUCAUCAUCAUCAUCGAUGUUGGUUUCUGAUUUGAUGUGUCUUCAGAAUGAGCAUGGAGAAACAACACUUUACAUAGCUGCAGAGCGUAAUUUGAAACAAGUUUUUAGCUUUUUGCUUCAAUUGUGUGAUUUUGAGGUUCUAAAGAUUCGGUCCAAGUCUGAUAUGAACGCCUUUCAUGUUGCUGCUAAGCGUGGCAAUUUGGAUAUUGUGAGGGAGAUUUUGAGUGUCUGGCCUGAGGUUUGUAAGUUAUGCGACUCCUCAAACACCAGCCCCCUAUAUUCUGCUGCAGUUCAAGACCACCUGGAUGUGGUGAGUGCUAUUUUGGAUAUUGAUGUCAGCUCCAUGUUUAUAGUCAGGAAAAACGGAAAAACAGCGCUACACAAUGCUGUUAGGUACGGCGUCCUUCGAAUUGUGAAAGCCCUUAUUUCCCGGGAUCCAGGAAUUGUCUGCAUCAAAGAUAAAAAAGGUCAAACUGCAUUGCAUAUGGCUGUCAAAGGACAGUGUACAUCAGUGGUGGAGGAGAUAUUACAGGCUGAUCCUACUAUAUUGAACGAACGAGAUAAGAAGGGUAACACAGCUCUUCACAUGGCUACGAGGAAAAGCCGUUCGCAGAUAGUGAUCCUUUUGCUAAGCUAUGCAUCUUUGGAUGUUAAUGCCAUCAAUAAGCAGCAAGAAACAGCCUUGGAUUUAGCAGAUAAACUUCCAUAUGGAACUUCAGCUUUAGAAAUCCAAGAAGCCCUCGCAGAAUACGGUGCCAAAUAUGCAAGACAUGUUGGUAAAGUGGAUGAAGCUAUGGAACUUAAAAGAACAGUAAGUGACAUAAAGCAUGAGGUUCAGUCACAACUCAUACAAAACGAAAAAACUCGGCGACGAGUUUCUGGCAUAGCUAAGGAAUUGAAGAAACUUCAUAGAGAAGCCGUUCAAAACACCAUUAACUCUGUCACAGUGGUCGCAGUCCUUUUCGCCUCAAUAGCAUUCUUGGCUAUAUUCAAUUUGCCCGGUCAAUAUAUAACUAAAGGAUCAGAGACAGGAAAAUCUAACAUAGCUGAUCAUGUAGGAUUCCAAGUUUUUUGUCUCUUGAAUUCUACCUCUCUUUUCAUUUCUCUUGCAGUUGUUGUUGUUCAAAUCACUUUGGUAGCUUGGGACACAAGAGCUCAAAAGCAGAUUGUAUCGGUCGUUAACAAGCUGAUGUGGGCUGCUUGUGCUUGCACGUGUGGCGCUUUUCUUGCGAUAGCUUUUGAGGUUGUUGGAAAGAAAAAAUGGAUGGCAAUCACCAUAACUGUUGUAGGGACACCAAUUUUAGUUGGGACUCUAGCAAGCAUGUGUUACUUUGUUUUUCGACAACAUUUUGGGACUUUCCGCAGCGAUUCUCAGAGACGAAUCAAGAGAGCAAGUGGAAGUAAAUCUUUCUCAUGGUCUUACUCUGCAAAUAUAUCGGAUUUGGAUGAUGAAUACAAUUCAGACAUUGAGAAGAUCUAUGCUUUGUAAGAUAGUGAUUGUGCGUUACCGCACAAUACAACAUUGGAUGGUGGAUGUGUAUAGUAUGGUCCGAAAUAAGUUCCGAUCCAUUGUGGGCAACUUCUUACAAGCAUUGAUAUAUUAUAAAAUUAUAGUGAUUAUGAUUUUAUAAUAUAUCAUUGGUUGUUAAAAGUCGGCCCAUUAUGGAUCAAAACGCAUUUGGAGUGUACUAAAGUUUCUUCACAACACAAACAAUAUUUCGAGUUUCCACCUUUUAACCGAAACCAGAGGAGUUUCCUUAGUGAUAAGGUUUGCUUACUAGGAUUCAUCUCUCUAGUUUAUCUGCUAGAAGUUUUAGGCUGUACUUGGCAAUGUCUGUGAUUAUAAUUAAUAAUCAGCACUUGUAGAUUUAUAUGUAUAUGUCAUGAAGGGAAAAGGCAUUUAUGUAAUUUAUUUUUAGUAUCAUGCACAAGAGAACUGUGCUUCCUCCCUAGCCCUGUUGUGAUCGAAAAUGAGAGGGUGAAAAUUGAAAGGAGAGAAUGUGAUGUUAUUUUCUCAAUAAUUGAUUGUACAGAGAAAAUAAUGAGCACAAAUUUUGAUAUAAAGUUUA